Messenger RNA from Nycticebus coucang (slow loris), 1094 nucleotides. It is a transcript of the gene PI15, whose product is annotated as peptidase inhibitor 15. The record is from RefSeq and is a predicted model, not a curated record. The transcript has 6 exons. Gene Ontology annotation, cellular component: extracellular region. Lineage: Eukaryota; Metazoa; Chordata; Mammalia; Primates; Lorisidae. The coding region runs from base 154 to 930 and encodes 258 amino acids.
UCUCUGAGAGUUUGUAGUAAGAUACACUCCUCUCACAAGAGUCCAUGCUACAACAUAGCAAAGAACUUUAAAUUUUUGGAAGAACAAUAUAUUCAUUUUGGCAUUGUGCAGAGCAAAGCAAAGUCCGCGGCCUCUUCUUCUUCAGCCCUCACAAUGAUAGCAAUCUCUGCUGUCAGCAGUGUGCUCCUGCUCUGCCUUCUCUGUGAAGCAAGCACCGUCGUCUUACUCAAUUCCACUGACUCAUCCCCGCCAACCAAUAAUUUCCCUGAUAUUGAAGCAGCUUUGAAAGCGCAGCUAGAUUCUGCGGAUAUCCCCAAAGCCAGGCGGAAGCGCUACAUUUCGCAGAAUGACAUGAUCGCUAUUCUUGAUUAUCAUAAUCAAGUUCGGGGCAAAGUGUUCCCACCGGCAGCAAACAUGGAAUACAUGGUCUGGGAUGAAAAUCUUGCAAAAUCUGCAGAGGCCUGGGCCGCUACUUGCAUUUGGGACCACGGACCUUCUUACUUACUGAGAUACUUUGGCCAAAAUCUAUCUGUACGAACUGGAAGAUAUCGUUCUAUUCUCCAGUUGGUCAAACCAUGGUAUGAUGAAGUGAAAGAUUAUGCUUUUCCAUAUCCCCAGGAUUGCAACCCCAGAUGUCCUAUGAGAUGCUUUGGUCCCAUGUGCACACACUAUACACAGAUGGUUUGGGCCUCUUCCAAUCGGAUAGGUUGUGCAAUUCAUACUUGCCAAAACAUGAAUGUUUGGGGAUCCGUAUGGCGACGGGCAGUUUACUUGGUGUGCAACUAUGCCCCAAAGGGCAACUGGAUUGGAGAGGCACCAUAUAAAGUAGGAGUACCAUGUUCAUCUUGUCCUCCAAGUUAUGGUGGAUCUUGUACCGACAAUCUAUGUUUUCCAGGCGUAACGUCUAACUACCUAUACUGGUUUAAAUAAGCUUAGCUUUUCCUCCAGGAAAUAUAAUUAUUUCUUGGAAUCAUAGACAUGUAUAUAUAUUGAAUUUUGCACAUAUUAUACAUAUUUUAUGAUAAUCUUGUUUUCUUUUUAGUAUUAAUUUGUAUAAAUUAGUGUUUGUCUAGUAUUUUCUUAAUCCUUUGAGA